GUAGUGCUUAGUAAUGUGCGUAGCCUAAGGAACAAGGUACACGAGGUGGGUCUACUUGUAGACAAAUCUCGUCCCGACAUACUUGCUAUCACCGAAACGUGGCUGUCCCCGGAUAUCACAGACGGUGAAGUAUGUUUGCCUGGCUACGCACUGCUUAGAUGCGAUCGCUCCAUUGGCCGCCAAGGUGGAGGCGUCGCUCUUUAUGUGAGUUGUAAACUCGAUGUGUUGAGGACUUGGGUGUUCCAGUCGCCGGAUCAAACUGUUGAAGCCCUCUCGGCUAUUGUGUGCACUUCCUCCGCUCAGUUUACAGUUGUAGUGGUAUAUCGAAGUCCUGGUAGUAUCUCCAGGGAGGUUAUUGAAUUUAUUCGUACUCAGGCUGCCAAUAGGUGUCUAAUACUGGGUGACUUCAACCUCCCUGAAGUCUGCUGGGCUGAUCUAUCUUGCAGUUCGGCGGUGGGCACUUUCGGUUCGGAUCUCCUUGAGCUAACAUUGCAACUGCCUUUGCAUCAGUUCGUGGACCUCCCGACUAGAUAUAUGCGCAACCAAAUUCCGUCUACCUUGGAUCUCAUUUUUGCGAAGUCACACGAUUUCGUAAGUGAUAUUGCCUACGACUGUCCUCUAGGAGCCAGUGACCAUGUCUGCAUAUCCUUUCGAUGUGCUCUAACUAAGUGUCAUCAGGCUACCGCUGAGGCAUGUCCAAAUAUUUGGCGGGCAGACUUUAACGCAAUACGAGCCAAAGCUUCAGUUUUGCGUUGUGCGAUCACCGUGGCUGACACCGUUGAGACAGCCUGGGAGAAAUUUAAAGCGUACCUCACUGAGAUCUCUGCUCCCCACAUCCCAUUCACUAAGAGAAGGGUGACACGGGCGCAGCCUCCAUGGAUAGAUCAUACAGGUAAAUACCUGCUCAGGAAGCGCUCUAAGUGCUGGCGAACUUACCAAGCGGCUUCAUCAACCAGCACCUACGAAAGCUAUCGAGCGGUUAGAAAUGAAUGUAAGCAUCAUCUUAGAACUCUUCGUCUUCAGUACGAGGAGGAUUUGGCUAACGCAGCCGUAAAAACCCAAAGAAGUUCUUUGCUUACGUAAAGAGACGUAGCGGUACAAACUCGUCUAUACCGGCUUUACUACGAGCGGACGGGACCCAUGGGCAUACCGACUACGAUAAUGCCUGUAUACUUAGCGAACAGUAUACUGGUGUCUUUUCUCAUGAGGCCUCUCUACCUCAAGUUGAGCUGGUCACUAAAGUUCCGGAGGAUUCUUGCCUAACUGAAAUAAGCAUAACGGAGACACAAGUCUUCAGGCUAUUGCAAGGGCUAAAUCCUUCCAAAGCUUCUGGCCCUGAUUCAAUUCAUCCGAAGCUGAUGCAUGAAUUGGCCGCUGAGCUAAGUGGCCCUCUGACAUGCAUGUUUACAAUAUCACUCGACAGCUGUGCCUUACCUUCUGAAUGGAAGAAGGCAAUCAUCUGUCCGAUUUUUAAGGGCGGGGACAGAGUUCUGCCCGCGAACUAUCGGCCUGUCAGCUUAACAAGCGUAGUAGUUAAGUUGUUUGAAAAAUUGGUCAGGGAUUCGGUGGAGAAUCACCUGAUUAAGUUUAACCUUCUCAGUGCGGCCCAGCACGGAUUCCGUAAGGGAUUUUCAUGUCUGACAAAUUUGCUUGUAGCUCGUGAAAGCUGGGCUGAGGCAGUAGACAACGGCCACGCCAUCGACGUGCUUUUCGUUGACUUCUCGAAAGCCUUUGAUACUGUCCCACAUCAGCGACUCUCAUUGAAGUUGAGAUCGUAUGGGAUAUCUGGAGCCGCCCUUAAAUGGGUUUCUGCUUUCCUAGAGGGCAGAGAACAGUGUGUACGCGUGGGGCGUAGCCUUUCGCUUAGACAAGCUGUUCUUAGUGGCGUUCCGCAGGGCUCGGUUCUAGGGCCGUUGCUUUUCGCAAUUUAUGUCAAUGACCUACCCGAGGAGCUUGGAGUACCGUCGCUAUUGUUUGCUGAUGACCUCAAGCUCUGGAAUAUUGUGGAUAUCCCUGGUGGCUCUGAGGCACUUCAGAGUGCUUUGGAUAGGCUCUGGGAUUGGUCAACCUUAUGGUUGAUGCCCAUAAAUCAGGCGAAAUGUUCUGUCCUCCGCAUUGGAGGUGCUAGUCCCCCCACGCGCUAUGUAGUUGGUGGAAGUGAACUCCCUGUUGUCAUUCAGCAGGUUGAUCUAGGUAUCACCCAUACCUCCUUGCUUCACUCUGGGGAAAAUUGGAGGAAGGCUGCUUGUAGAGGGUUCCGUAUGAUGUGGUUUAUUCGCCGCUCCUUCGGUGUCCUAACGGCCAAUAUCUUUGUGAAGCUGUUCUCAGCUUUCGUGCGACCUCACUUAGAGUACUGUAUCCAGGCUUGUCCACCUUGUCUUGUAAGGGACAAAAUGGAACUGGAGAGGGUUUUGCGAGUGGGUACAAGGUUAGUGCAAGGAUUACGGGGGCAAACGUAUCCCGAACGUUUGCUUAGCUUGGGUAUGUACUCAAUGCACUACCGCAGAAUUAGAGGAGACUUGAUUCUCACUUACCGUAUCUUAACGGGUAAGAUUGGUCCAAAUUUAUCCUGGCUAUUUAGUCCCGCCAAGCUGCCUAGUCUCCGAGGUCACCCGUUGAAGCUGCACAAACAGCGUUCUGACCGGGUAAGGACGGAAACUCGCUUGUCGCGUCGAGUUAUUGAACGUUGGAACUCGCUUCCAGCGCACGUGGUUAGGGAGUCUACGGUAGAGGGUUUCGAGCGUCAAUUAGAUGCUCUAGGGUGGCAGUACCAAACCUUCCCCUUCUCCUAACCGACUUGUAUCUUCAACUUUCCCUUCGUUCUUUUUUAAUCUUCUUCUCACCUUGGUAUUAUCAUUAUUUAGCUGACAUUCCUCCUUUUCUUUUCUUAACUUACCCUUCACUCUUUUACUUCACAUAAACCGGCCCGGCAGGGACUGCUGGGCAGGAAAAUGUGGGCAGUAAUUGGUUGGACAGGGUGUGAUGCGGUCUUUGUUUUAGACUUUUCAACAUCUCAAGCAGACCUGUCAAUUCCCGAUCCAACGAUACGCAAAAGAAGGAACAUUCACGGGAUUAUCCUAUCGUUCCGGUCCCA
This is a messenger RNA of Dicrocoelium dendriticum, 3094 nucleotides long. The record is from the annotation of a GenBank genome assembly. Lineage: Eukaryota; Metazoa; Platyhelminthes; Trematoda; Plagiorchiida; Dicrocoeliidae.